Molecule: messenger RNA, 474 nt
Organism: Prunus armeniaca (apricot)
Lineage: Eukaryota; Viridiplantae; Streptophyta; Magnoliopsida; Rosales; Rosaceae
Source: the annotation of a GenBank genome assembly
AUGGGGACGAGAGAGGUAUACGAGCAGAAGCUGAGGAGUGGGAAUCUGCACCAUGAUCCCACCAUGAAUCCAGGCCUUGGCACCCCUCGCUGCCCUCGCUGUCUCUCUCUCCUGGACCAUGAUUCGGACAAGGGUGAAUGGACCAUCACUUCUGUUCUUCAUGACGCCACUGCUGUUGCUGGCUCUGGUAUUGGUGGAAUGCUUAGUGCAAUUCAUGGCUUCAAUACAGGGAUCCCAUACCUUCAGAAUCGACUGAAGGGCCCAAAGUGGCUUCCUUUCUUAGUUGGGCUUCCUCCACUGCUACUGUUUUCGGGUGCCAGUGCUGCAUUUGGAGGUUAUGCACUUCCAAGGUUUACUCAACUCACUGUGACUUCCUAUUAUGCCACCUCAAGUGCCUCACACUAUGGGAUUUCACUUCUCACUCGGCAUAUUGAAGAAGCUCACAGUUCCCGCUCUCGGCAAGAAAGACUCUGA